AUGCAUUAUGAUGAUCUUGGGAUUCAACAGCAUGGAAUAUCAAUCAAAAACAGAACAAUAUUGAUAGAAUCAAAAAGAAUGGCUGAAUAUCAAUGUCAACGACGAACACACUUCAACACGAAUCAUAUGAUCUUCUCCAAUGAUAUCAAAAGAACCGUUAGCAAUGGAAACACCGAUAUUGUUGAUUUUAAUUUGACCAUCGAAAAAGAAAGUAUGGCACAUUUAACAGCUUGUCCAGAGACCAAUACAGAUGAUGAUCGUCAGCUUGUGUCUUUUACAAAUAAACUACCCUAUUAUGUAAGACAUCUAUGCAAAUCUACCAAUAAAAAUAAGACAACAGCGGUCACAGCAAAGUCAAAAGAUCAGAAUUUGUCAUCUGAAGUGGAUUCAAUACAUCUAAAUGAGAAACCUCGUCAAUCUGUAGCCGUUUUUUCACUCUCGUCAUCCUCGUCUUCAUCGUCAAUAAACGAACCAAUCGGAAUAUCAUCCAUAAUGUCAACACGUAUUCUACCAGUCGGAUAUUAUCAUGAACAAGAACAAAAUGCCUCGAUAAAAUCAAAUCAGAAUACAUCGACAGCUACACCAUCGACGUCAUCGUCGAUAAUGAAAUGUUUCAAUAGUUAUCGUGAGCAAAUGCCAUUCACUUCAAGUUGUUCAUCAUCGUCUUCGUCGGCAUCGUCGUCAACAUCGACAGAGCCAUCGGUGAAAAACGAUUUUCUGACAUCAUUCAAAUCGGCUGGUCAUUAUCUUCCCACAGUCGAUUCUUUAACAAUUGAACAAAAUCUAUUUAAUAUGGUUCGUUUUGAUAUUGUCAAAUCCAAUUUUUGUGAUUAUUAUCAACUGGGAGAAUUUGUUCGAAGUGGAGGAUUUGCAGAUAUAUACGAAGGCAUUCGUUUAAGUGAUAAUAAGAAAGUUGUCGUGAAAUUUAUUCCAAAGGAAAAGACGAAGAAUUGGUUAAUGGUCAAUCAAAAGAAAUAUCCAGCAGAAGUUCUAUUACAUAAAGCUGUGCAUGAAAUUCAAGGAGUUAUUCAUGUUUAUGAUUAUUUUGAGAAUGCUGAACAUUGGGUGUUGGUCAUGGAACGUUUGAUCAAUUGUCAAGAUCUAUUCGAUUAUUUGGAAGCAAGCGAUCAAGGACGACUUAAUGAAGCUACAGCGAAGAAAUUUUUUCAACAAUUAGUUCAAAUUAAUUUAGCUAUGUUAAGGAAAGGCGUUGUUCAUCGUGAUCUUAAAAGUGAAAAUAUUCUCGUGGAUCUCGAUACUCAAUCACUUGUAUUAAUUGAUUUUGGUGCUAGUGCCAUAUACAAAUCACCAGUAACACAUUACUCAGAUUUUCAUGGAACGAAACAAUACAAAUCACCUGAAUACAUUCUUCGAAAGCGUUAUAGAGGAGUACCAUCAACUGUUUGGACACUCGGAGUAUUGCUAUACGAUAUGGUCAAUGGCGGCUUGCCAUUUGAGAACGAAGCGGAAAUAACUGGACAUAAAUUAGUAUUAAGAUCGCAUAUAUCAGCUGAUCUGAAAAAUUUAAUUCAACGAUGUUUAGCACACAAUCCUGAUCGACGACCAUCUUUAGAAGCAAUACUAGAACAUAGUUGGAUUAAAAGUUAA
Molecule: messenger RNA, 1608 nt
Organism: Adineta ricciae
Lineage: Eukaryota; Metazoa; Rotifera; Eurotatoria; Adinetida; Adinetidae
Source: the annotation of a GenBank genome assembly